CCUUUAGUUCCUUACCCGCGUUCUUCUAGGUCCCACGUCUCUCAUUCAAAGCCAAGGUUUUGACACUUUGUUUGUGACCUUCAUCUCUUCUCUCUAAUUCCCUGAUUACAAUUCACAACAUUUUGAAUUCUCAAUUAUUCUGAAUUGAUCUUCAAAAAAUGGGGAAUACAGUUUGUUUAUUUGGUGGGUGUAUUGAUCAAGCAAGCGUUGGAGUGAUUGAAAAAUGGGGUCGAUUUGAAAAACUUGCAGAACCAGGCCUUCACUUCUUCAACCCCUUCGCCGGUCAAAUGCUUGCUGGUGUUCUCUCUACUCGUAUCAAUUCUCUGGACGUCAAAAUUGAGACCAAAACUAAGGAUAAUGUCUUUGUGCAAAUGUUAUGCUCAAUUCAAUACCGUGUGGUUAAACAAAAUGCUGAUGAUGCAUUUUACGAACUGCAAAAUCCUAGAGAGCAGAUUCAAGCCUAUGUUUUUGAUGUUGUUCGUGCUGUUGUCCCAAAGAUGAAUUUAGAUGAGCUGUUUGAACAAAAAGGCGAGGUUGCUAAACAUGUACUAGAGGAACUUGCAAAGGUAAUGGGAGAAUAUGGAUACAGCAUAGAGCACAUUCUGAUGGUUGAUAUUAUACCUGAUCCAGCAGUUCGCAAAGCAAUGAAUGAGAUUAAUGCAGCCCAAAGGCUUCAGCUAGCUAGCGUGUAUAAAGGAGAAGCAGAAAAAAUUCUGCAAGUGAAGAAGGCUGAGGCUGAAGCAGAAUCCAAGUAUUUGGGCGGGGUUGGAGUGGCAAGGCAAAGGCAGGCAAUCACAGACGGUUUGAGAGAGAAUAUAUUGAACUUCUCAAACAAGGUUGAAGGAACAUCCUCUAAAGAAAUCAUGGAUCUUAUCAUGGUCACUCAAUACUUUGAUACAAUCAGGGAUCUUGGUAGUCAAUCAAAUAAUACCACUGUUUUCAUUCCCCAUGGCCCUGGUCAUGUCAGAGACAUCAGUGACCAGUUACGAAACGGGCUCAUGGAGGCAAAAAGUGCAAAUCUAGAUGGUAAUUAGUGUCUUCUAUUUCAGAUACAAUGCUGCUGUUAUUACUGAACCUCUUUGUGCUGUAUUACAAAUUUACAAGUCUAUAAACUGUGUUUAUACAAUAAACUUUAGACUUGGUAAAGAAAUGACAAUGUGGAGAAAAACGAUGAUAGGCAAUAGCUGUAAACUAUAUGAGUUUUUAUUGUGAAUGAAAUACAAUUUACAUUGGCUAUUUUCGAAGUCCA
Molecule: messenger RNA, 1249 nt
Organism: Chenopodium quinoa (quinoa)
Lineage: Eukaryota; Viridiplantae; Streptophyta; Magnoliopsida; Caryophyllales; Amaranthaceae
Product: hypersensitive-induced response protein 4
Exons: 5
Coding region: 159-1034 (291 amino acids)
Source: RefSeq, a predicted model, not a curated record